CCCCUCCGGUCCUGGCAGGUUGCACGGCGCGGCUCUCCCGCCUCCCCGCUCACAGGUGACUCCCCGGGAGACUGCGCUCUGCGGGAUUUGGAGGAAACACCGGAGGUUUCCCCCCUCGCAGCCCUGGCAUUAAAGUCCACUCGCGUUCUGAGGAGAGGGCAGGAGUUACAGAUCACUGUGCGUCCUUGAGAGGAGCCCCGGUCCCCUCAGUCCUCCGCGCCUCCCUCUCUACUUCCCAUAUUGUCUUCUUGUCUGUUUUCAACGCGUCGUCCUGCUCAAACGUGAGGACAGCAUGACCGGAGGACUGAAGGACGGCGAGACUGAGGAGGAGUAUCUGCGUUCGCCGUUCAUCCGAAAGCAAGGGAACAUAUACAAGCCCAACAACAAAGACAUGGACAACGACAGUCUGAACGAGAAGACGAUGGAGGACAUCCACACCAAAGAGAUCGACCUGGUCAACCGGGACCCCAAGCGCAUAAAUGACGACGUUGUCAAGGUGGACUUUGAAGACGUGAUUGCCGAGCCUGCAGGGACCUACAGCUUCGACGGCGUGUGGAAGGCCAGCUUCACCACCUUCACCGUCACCAAGUACUGGUGCUACCGACUGCUGACGGCGCUGGUCGGCAUCCCCCUGGCGCUCAUCUGGGGAAUCUUCUUUGCCAUCCUGUCCUUCCUGCACAUCUGGGCCGUGGUGCCGUGCGUCAAGAGCUACCUGAUCGAGAUCCACUGCGUGAGCCGCGUCUACUCCAUCUGCGUGCACACCUUCUGCGACCCGCUGUUCGAGGCCAUGGGCAAGUGCCUCAGCAGCAUCCGAAUCCGCAUGUCCAAGGAGGUGUAAGCGUCCCGACAAGGAGGAGGAGGAUUAACGGAGGGGUGGGGGGUGGGGGCGGGGGGGUUGGGGGGGUGGGAGGGCGCGUACUAACACAGAUGGAGUGAGAAGUCAGAACAGAAAAAUGAGACCUCUGGAAAAGGAGGGGUGAGACGUUUCCAGAGCUGGGCGGGGGGAUGUCUGGAGGUGAGGAGGCGUGGUCACCUGGCACCUGGCACCGCCCUUUUCCACCAACUGUUUUUUUUUUCUCACCAGUGUUGGCGUAACCAAACGGGUGGGCACAAGAAAUCAAAGGGUCAUUCUACGGGGUCGUACUUGUUGUAUCGUUCUGUUUUUUUGUUCCGUAGUCGUCGUUUUUUUUUAUUCCUCACUGUUAACUUUGUGGAGCAGGCGACCAGGCCCCACAUCUGUUUUUUUUUCUGUUAGUGUUGCCACACAAUGUCACGUCCCUCCAUUCCUGCUAUUUUCCUUGGAGAGCUUAUCACUCUGAUCGAGUCAUGUGAAGUUGGGGAUGUCACAGUGUAUCACUGUCUCCUCUUGCGCUCGUCUGUAUUUGCUUCGAAGCCUCUGGGCGGGGGCCGGAUGCUGGGGGAUGCUCUCGAGCUGGGAGGGUCAAAGCAGAGAGGGGGUGGGAAGAAAAAAAAGGCCGCUGCCAAAUUCUGUCCGACUCAGCGGAAAAAAAACAACAAAAAAAAAGACAACCCCAACAAGCUGAACAGCACAGCAGCACGGCCCCGCGUGACCCCACAUGACCUCCAACCCGGCCACCAAAACAACCUCCCGUCCCAUCCCGUCCCGCCCCUCCUAGCCCCCCCCGCCCAGCUUUCCAGCAGUCUGACACACUGAACCUGCCCUCGAUCCUGCAUGCACCUGCGUCACCUUGCCAGCAUAACGCGCCGCCCGCGCCUGCCGAUGCAGGAAUGGUAGUUUUUGCGGCUCACUUCGCUCUCUGCUUCAGCUUAACCCCCAAAAGACGGAAGAAAAAAACUUUCAUCCCCAUCAUCCUCAUUGAUUGCAUGAGUGCGUAACAGAGCAUGUUUGCAUUUGAACUUUACAAAAAAACUUUUUUUGAAUCAUUGUUUUGUUUCUGUUUUUUUUACUCCCAAGUACAAAUACACCUUUCUUUUUUUUUUCUCGUGAAGCUCAACGCUUUUCCAUGCACGUCAUUAUAGCUUUUUUUUUUUUUUUUUCUCCUACACUUUUGAAAAAUGAAGAACUUUGAGGGGGGGGGGGUCGUUUCAAUGCCAUUGUUUUUUGAUAACCUACAUGUACUGUAUGGGUGUUUAUGCAGAAAAUACGAUUUCUACAAGCUGUGGCCUCAUUCCAGUGCACUAAUCUUUGGGAAAGUAUUGUACGUGAAUAGCGCUGAUGAAAAUCUCCCGUUCUCCACAACUCAUUUUCAGAGGCCGUGGAGUACUAGCAGACACUUUGGCACGCUUAGGUCGUGCCGUUGCGAGUUUGGCGCGCGGAGAUUCUUCUGACGCACUGUGGUACUUAACGCAGGUUAAUGCAUUGGAAUAAAGACAAUGUGAGGUGGAACGCGUGAUUCCGGAUGCUAGUGUUAUUUGUUAUCUCGUCGUGAUAUUGCAACCAAUCCAAUUUUUUGUACUGAUUCUACUAUACCCUGAAAAGUUUCUCAUGCCGUCUCUCGCUCCCUCGACCGUGGACACGAUGCUCAGAAGCGUCAAACUGGCGCCUCCCACCCGGGGGACGGGUGAGGUCGGGGCGGGCGGGUGGGACAGUGGAGGUUUAUAGAGACUUUAAGCUCGCUUUGACUCCGUCACCUUCGGUCGACCUGCUGUCUUCUCACAGGGAUGGUAACAUCACAGCACCUGUUCCUUGAAAUGAGCACUUUAAGCUCAAAAGGUGAUAUUUUUAUAAAGAUGAUUUGUUUUUUUCUCCUUCCUUGCUUUUAUUGUAUAAUGUAACGCUGUGCACAUUAAAAUUUAAUAUAAUCCAGUG
Molecule: messenger RNA, 2791 nt
Organism: Scophthalmus maximus (turbot)
Lineage: Eukaryota; Metazoa; Chordata; Actinopteri; Pleuronectiformes; Scophthalmidae
Gene: cav1
Product: caveolin 1
Exons: 3
Coding region: 293-838 (181 amino acids)
Biological process (GO): caveola assembly; negative regulation of endothelial cell proliferation; negative regulation of protein tyrosine kinase activity
Cellular component (GO): caveola; perinuclear region of cytoplasm; cytoplasmic vesicle
Molecular function (GO): transmembrane transporter binding; protein kinase binding; molecular adaptor activity
Source: RefSeq, a predicted model, not a curated record